UCCCUGUAUCAUAAAAAUAAUUUGUUCGACCUCCGUUCCGCGUCAACCUUGACAAUGGCCGCUCAGGUUCAGCCAUGGAUGAAGUCUCCUCUUUCUCUCUCUUUCCCUUUCUCCAUCCAUUUUUCCUCCAUUACAAACACAACCCUCUUCUCAUUUCCAUUACAUUUCCCGCCCUACGCGUCCUCUUCGACAUAUGUUUUACCCUACCCAUCAAAUUCUUCAGCCCGCCAUUAGAGCCCUUGAAGGUUUUCUCAGACAUUCAUGUCCAGCUCCGCAAUGGAAACGCCUACUGUUUUCUCAAUCUUCGUCUUCUUCCUCUCCCUGUGUAUUGGGCUUCGAGCUCCCCCGGCCAUGGCGGAAGACGCAGCCAUCGCCACAGUCAAGGUGGGGGUCGUUCUUGACUCCGAUUCGUCGAUUGGGAAGAUGGGGUUGAGUCUCAUGGAAAUGGCGCUCUCUGAUUUCUAUGGAUUUCAUCGAAACUACAGGACCCGGCUGGCUCUGUUCCCGAAGAACUCCAUGGGAGACGUUGUUGGAGCUGCUGCUGCAGCUUUAGACUUAAUCAAGAAGGAAGAAGUGGAAGCCAUUGUUGGCCCACAGAGCUCAACCCAAGCAACUUUCAUGGCGGAUCUCGGGAAAAAGUCUCAGGUACCCAUAAUUUCAAUCUCUGCAACAACCCCACCUCUGAAUCCUCGUCGGAAUCCCUACUUCUUCCGAGCAACCCAAAUCGAUUCGUCGCAAGUACAACCCAUCGCCGCCAUAAUCAAGGCUUUCAAUUGGAGACAGGCGGUGAUAAUUCACUCAGACGAUCAGUACGGCGAGGGGCUUUUGCCCUCCAUGAGAGACGCUCUGCGAGAGAUUAACACCCGCAUCUACGAGACAGCGAUUCCUCAAUCUGCCUCUGAUGACAGGAUCGCCAAAGAGCUUUACAAACUGAUGACGAUGCAGACUAGGGUUUUCGUUGUUCAUAUGUUGCCGGAGCUUGGGACUCGCGUUUUCAGCAUGGCUAAGGAAAUUGGGAUGAUGGGGGCGGGUUAUGUUUGGAUUAUAACUGAUGGGAUGAGUAAUUCUCCCUCUCAUAUUGAUGAUUCCGCCGUGGAAGCCAUGAGCGGAGCUCUGGGUGUACGGACUCACAUUCCCAGAACUCGAGAACUUGAAGAUUUUCAGCUAAAAUGGGGAAGGAGAUUUGAACAGGAAAUUUCUGAACUGAAUAUAUUUGGGUUGCGAGCUUAUGAUGCUACUUUUGCUCUAGCGAAGGCUGUGGAGAAGGUUGGAACCACAGAGUUCAUCUUCAAGAAGUCAAGUGUUUCUGGCAAAUCUACAGAUCUUGACAAUCUUGGGGUCUCAAAAAAUGGUCCGAGGCUUUCUGAGGCAUUGUCUAAAACACAUUUCAAAGGGCUUGCAGGAGAUUUCAGAAUGGUUGAAGGGCAACUGCAAUCAUCUACUUACGAGAUUAUAAACUUCAAUUCCAAAUUUAUUACAGUGGUUGGGUUUUGGACACCGGAAAAUGGAUUGACGCAAACCUUAAAUUCCACGAACAUAAGCUCAAACACUUCUGUUGCCAAUCUGAGCCAUAUCAUAUGGCCAGGGGAUGGUCCCAAUUCUUUCAGUUUCCCUAAAGGUUGGGAGACUCCAACAAAUGAAAAGAAGCUGAGAAUAGGAGUUCCAGUCAAAUCUGGGGUCAGUAAGUUUGUUAGAGAGAUAACAGACCCAGUGACCAAUAGGACGAAGACGACUGGGUACAGCAUCGAUAUCUUUGAAGCUGUAAUCAAAGCAUUACCGUACGCUGUUUCUUAUGAAUACAUUCGGUUUGCAGAUAAAAAGGGAGCAAUGGCUGGUAGCUAUGGGGACAUGGUUAUGCAAGUCCGCCUUGGGGUAUAUGAUGCAGUCGUGGGAGACGUAUCCAUUAGAGAAAGCAGAUCUGAAAAUGUGGACUUCACAUUGCCAUACUCCGAGUCUAGCGUGUCGAUGGUUGUACUAUUUAAAGAUAACAACAAAAAGGCUUGGCUUUUCUUGAAGCCUUUAACAUUGAACCUUUGGGUGACAACUGCUUUCUCUUUUGCCUUCAUUGGACUGGUCAUCUGGGUUCUUGAGCACAGAAUCAAUGAAGAUUUUAGAGGUCCUCCCUCACACGAAAUCGGGACAAGCUUCUGGUUUGCUUUCUCAACCCUGGUUUAUGCUCAAAAAGAGAAGGUGGAAAGCAACUUGGCUAGAUUUGUGGUAAUUGUAUGGCUAUUUGUGGUGCUCAUAUUGACUCAAAGUUACACGGCUAGUCUUACAUCGCUGCUAACGGUUCAAAAACUGGAGCCAACUUUUACUGAUAUGAACCAGCUGAAGCAGCAGAAGGUGAAUGUUGGAUACCCAAAUGGUUCUUUUGUUCAAGAAUUGCUGAUAGCUGAAGGUUUGGAUCGAUCCAAACUUGUAAUUUAUAACAAUAUGGCACAUUGUGGGGCAUUGCUCCUAAAUGGGACCAUAGCUGCUGCCUUUGAUGAAAUCCCUUAUCUCAAGGUUCUUACAACAACAUAUUGCACCAAUUGCACCAUGGCCGGUCCCACGCUGAAAUCCAACGGCUUUGGCUAUGUCUUCCCCAAAGGGUCUCCGCUCGGACGCGAUGUUUCGAAGGGAAUACUUGAUAUUAUGGAGAGUGGAGUUCUGAAAGAGAUUGAAGACAGAUGGUUUAAAGGCAACAUCAGUAGCCCUGACCCAAAUAGCUUGAUUUCCACCACACUUGGGCUUGAAAGCUUUUGGGGGUUGUUUCUUGUUUCAGGUGCUGCAUCUUCAUCUGCACUCAUCGUAGCUCUGGCCGGUUUUCUUCAUAAACAAAAGCAUGUCUUGAAGCUUUCCACUGUCUCAAUGUGGGAAAGGUUUCUUCUUCUUUUGAAAUCUUUCGACCAGAAAGACCCGAAUUCGCCUGCAUUGAGAAAGAAUCGUAAUGACGAAAGCCCGGAGGUUAAAGAUGUCAGAUUCGAACCCCAUCCCAGCCCAUCCUGUGAUUCAAGCUACAUAAAUGAAGGACUUUCACCUUGUAACUUUGAUGAUUUCCAUGGUGAACAGAGUCCAACUCCUCUGCCAUCACAAAGCAGGUAAUUUAUUAGCUUACUGUCAAGGUAUUAGAUGUUGAUUUCAACGAAAAUGUUCGAGAUCUCAACAAGAGAUUCAUAUAAACCAUUGAAAAUAACAAAAAAAUCAAAAUCAAAUCAAGUUACAAAUCUGUAUUAUUGGAUGGUAAAUAAUCAUAUUGGUAAUAAUUUUGUCUACAUUUCUCAUAUUUU
Momordica charantia (bitter melon) is the source of this 3269-nucleotide messenger RNA. Its product is annotated as glutamate receptor 2.7. The record is from RefSeq and is a predicted model, not a curated record. NCBI's taxonomy places the organism in Eukaryota, Viridiplantae, Streptophyta, Magnoliopsida, Cucurbitales, Cucurbitaceae. Gene Ontology annotation, cellular component: membrane. Gene Ontology annotation, molecular function: ligand-gated monoatomic ion channel activity.